Glycine soja is the source of this 1419-nucleotide messenger RNA. RefSeq lists its product as uncharacterized. NCBI's taxonomy places the organism in Eukaryota, Viridiplantae, Streptophyta, Magnoliopsida, Fabales, Fabaceae. The record is from RefSeq and is a predicted model, not a curated record. The transcript is spliced from 5 exons. The coding region runs from base 128 to 820 and encodes 230 amino acids.
UCUGCGUAAGAAAAAAAAAAAAGAGAGUAUGUAUGUAUGUAUGUAUGUAUGUUUGUGUGCGUAGGAAACAGAGGAGGACAAAGACGAAAGGCUGAAGAAUUAAGAAGCUAAGACAGAGUGUGUGAGCAUGAAUGUGGGUGUGUGUGAGAUGCAUUCUGUAAUCUGCAGCACCGUCGUUUCACUUUCACCAUACGACUCUUGUCGCCGGAACCCUAACCGAUUGCGCGCCAAAUCCUCUCUGCUCGUUCAGAAACAGGACGCCCAACUCUCCGACUCCGACUCCGACUCCGUCUCCGUCUCGCGCCGCCUCAUUCUCCUUCGCCAUGCUAAGAGUUCCUGGGAUAAUCGCUCUCUCCGCGACCAUGACCGGCCACUGAGCAAGUCUGGGAAAGAGGAUGCUGUGAGAGUUUCCCGCAGGCUCCAACAGUUGGGUUGGAUUCCUGAACUUAUCUUGUCCAGUGAUGCAGCGCGGACUAAGGAGACGCUUAAGAUAAUGCAGGAGCAAGUGCAGGAGCUGGUGGAAGCCGAGGUUCAUUUUGUUUCUAGUUUCUAUUCGAUUGCAGCUAUGGAUGGGCAAACGGCAGAGCACCUUCAAAAGAUUAUUUGUAAAUAUUCAAGGGAUGAGAUACUUACUAUAAUGUGCAUGGGACAUAAUAGGGGGUGGGAAGAAGCAGCAUCAAUGUUUUCUGGGGCCUCUGUGGAAUUAAAGACUUGCAAUGCUGCACUGCUUGAGUCUGCUGGAAAAUCCUGGGAUGAGGCAUUUGCCACUGCAGGAUUUGGUGGCUGGAAGCUUCAGGGUAUAAUAAAACCAAGUAGCUAGCUAGUUGAGAUUUUCCGUACUGGGUAAACUUAAAAAUAGAUAUGCAAGAGGUUGGAAGCAUCAUUACUUAUUCAAGGAACCCAAAACGCCUCAGUUAAGGCUACAGAGCUGAUGACUUCGGAAAGUAUAUACUUGAGGAAAGAUGAAUAUGAUGGCAAAAGCUUCAGUUAGAUGUGUUUAAUUUAGCAGCUAUGAAUUGUUUACAUGGUGAUUCAAGAUGAAACGUUGCUGUGGAUAAUGUGCAGGAUCUCAAUGCUUCAUAUAUGCUGCUUGGUGUUGAGCAUUUGUUCAUUGAAGUGAACUCAUGCUGCUCAGUGGUUGUUAAUACAUGCACAACUACAGGUUUCCAAAGGAAAAAAAUAUUGCUUCUGUAAAUCAUAUGCUGUGGCAAAAAAAAGAGGCAUUUCCUGUUACUUUACUUCCCUUUUACCCCUUCUCUUCUACCUUGAUAAUAAAGAUUGGAAAUCUAUUUCGAAAUACCAAAAUGGUAUUGGUUAAUGAUUAUCAUCAACCUAGACAAGAAGUCUUGGCUUAAAUGCAGAUUGAAGUGCAAGAUAUUUGAAUUUUGUUUGCAAAAUUAACUAGAGCAAAUUUCCUCU